CUCUCACACACACACACACACAGUGGGAUUCCCCUAGGGAUAUGGAUUCUUCAUUGUCAGGCCAGGCCUUCCCCGUACGCCAUAAGAAUCUCUCAGUCGAUAUAAAGGGACAUAAAACUGAUAUUAUCUUAUGCAGCUAUGAUGAUCACUUUCUUGUUAUUGCAACUCAAAUUGGAAGUAUGGGAACCAUACUUCAUGCCAGGAAGGAGGAAGGGGUUUCAAUUCAUCCAACUUUCAAUGUGUCUGUGGUGUUUGGUAAACGAGAUGAGCCAAUGCUCGUGGCAUGUGCUCGUCAGCUAAUUGAACAUAUGAGUAACUCUGGCUCUUCAAGACCACUGGUGCUCGCUCUUGGUCUCAGAGACCACUCUGUGGUACAAUCCCAAUAACUUGUUUUUGAUGCUGUUUAACGUAAACUGAUCAUCCAUUUAUAACACUAUUAUUUCAUGCA
This is a messenger RNA of Ilex paraguariensis (yerba mate), 448 nucleotides long. The record is from the annotation of a GenBank genome assembly. NCBI's taxonomy places the organism in Eukaryota, Viridiplantae, Streptophyta, Magnoliopsida, Aquifoliales, Aquifoliaceae.